AUGGCGGCCUUGCGAUGCGCGCUUCUCUCCGUUGCAGGCAUUGCUUUGGCAGCUGAGGAGUACCAAAGGAAGUUGCCGGCGUUCCCCUUGCGCACCAGCGGGCGCUUCAUUGUUGACGCAAAUGGAACGCGAGUACGACUUCAUUGUGUCAACUGGUAUGGGGCGCAUUUGCCACAGAUGGUGGCAAAUGGGAUGAAUUACCGAUCACCAGGAGAUAUUGCCAAGACGAUAACAGCAUCCAGCUUCAAUUGCGUUCGGCUGCCGUUUAGCCUGGACAUGCUGGGCAACUUCACCGUGCCACAGCCGAAGGUCUCCUUAGCCGCCUGUCCAGAGCUGCAGGACAGUUCUCCUCUCGAGAUAUUUGACGCAACUGUGCUGGAGCUCACCAAGCACGGUGUCAUGGUCAUCCUCAACAACCACAUCUCUACCAGAAUGUGGUGCUGCAGUAGCUCUGAUGGCGAAGGCCUGUGGUACACUGCCAAGUAUCCAGAGGAUGCAUGGCUGGACGCGAUGGGCUUCAUGGCCAAGCGCUACCAGGACAAUCCCCUGGUCAUGGGCUUUGACCUUCGGAAUGAGAUCCGCCCUUCAGGCCUCAUGUGGCCUCACUGGGGAACCGGCGGGAAGACAGACUGGGCCAAAGCGGCUGUAAGUGGCGCACAGAGAGUACUGGAUUCCAACGCAAAUAUGCUCAUCAUCAUCUCCGGGCUGUACUUCAGCAUUUUCCUGUGCCAGGUUCCCACUUAUCCAGUGCACACGGAGGUCCCUUUGCUGGGGCGCACUGUGUACACAGCUCACGAGUACAAUUGGUUCAACUUUCACUUGGCGGCCAGAAAGAGUAUCGAGGUGUACAUGGUGAUUGUUGCGGCUGCGUUCCCAAUGAGCUGGUUGUGUCGGCAGCGAUGCGUUGGGCAGAGAUGCCAGAGAUGCAGAUGUCGAUGCAGAGCAUUCAGGUGUGAGCGCUGCAGCUCGAGAUGCUCGGUGUUCCGAGAAAUCGAGCCCUGCUGGGAGUUCUCAGUGGCCGCGUUGCUGGCGGCCCUCUUCGCGCUGAGUCUGAAGAUUCUUCCGCGCUUCUUACAGUCUUGCGAUUUCAACGGCUUCUUAGUGGCCAUCACUUGUGGCUUUCUGACUCCCAUUUGUGCACUCGUGAGUGCGGUGCUGUGGAUGAGAGCUGCCUUCCUGGUCAUCGCUGGUCGCAUGGAGCGAUCAGAGGCCCUGCAACUGGAGAUGUCGGCUGCGGUCGCCCUGCGAGGCGAGUCGCCCCGCCGAGAUAAUCACUGCAGCUUCCAGCCCCAGCGGCAUGCCAAGCGAUGUCGGUCCAUGACCUGCUUCUUGGCGAUUGUCAUCCUCAUCACGUUUGGCGCUCUGGGCUAUGUUUGGGUGGAGUUCGGGCGCUACCAGGCCUUCGAGCAAGAGCUUGACUUCAAGUGGGGCUUCUUGUUGUCCGCACCCUCUCCCGUACCUGUGUGGCUCGGAGAGUUUGGAGAAAACCAGGAAUCCUUAUGGUGGCACCAUAUGAUCAGAUACCUGCAGGAGCGCGACGUGGACUUCGCCUACUGGAGCGUCAAUGGAGAGAAGUACACUGGAGUACCUGAGAGUUUCGGACUCUUCAUGGAGGACUUUGUCACGGUAAGGCAUCCCUGGAAGUUGGCCCAGCUCCAAAGUGUGACGAAUCGCUCGGACUGA
Effrenium voratum is the source of this 1683-nucleotide messenger RNA. Lineage: Eukaryota; Dinophyceae; Suessiales; Symbiodiniaceae. The record is from the annotation of a GenBank genome assembly.